Molecule: messenger RNA, 551 nt
Organism: Prunus mume (Japanese apricot)
Lineage: Eukaryota; Viridiplantae; Streptophyta; Magnoliopsida; Rosales; Rosaceae
Source: RefSeq, a predicted model, not a curated record
AGAAAGCAGAAAAAAGAAGGGCACGUUCUACUUGUUCCUGUACUCUUCGUUUUAGCCAUUUACACCUCCAAUCCAAGUCUGUCUCUCUGAGAUCAGGUGCUAGCAUCAGGUAAAUGGGUUUGAUGACACUACUUGAAGGCUUUCUGCUUCUUGCAAAUGCACUAGCAAUAUUAAAUGAGGACCGCUUCCUUGCGCCUAGAGGAUGGAGCCUCGCAGAAUUCUCAGUGGGCAGGACAAAGUCAGUCAAGGGACAGAUUAUAGGUCUCAUUUACGCAACACAGUACUUGAGAGUUCCUCUCGUACUACUCAAUACCGUCUGCAUUGUUCUAAAAUUGAUAUCUGGGUGAUGAAAAAUUAGAAUGGUUGCAGAUUGUUCUGAAGAUUCAUCAAAGUGAUAUGGGAAAUCUGCCAAAUGGAUCUCUGGUUUCUUGGAAGGCUGAAGCAUUAGGUUGAUUGAUAUUGUUUGAUUGUUGUAAUUUUGAAAUAGCUCUUGCACCUCACUGUUCGGAAACUCUUUGCCAACAUAUCAAUUGUGCAUUUUAACAUCACCC